Messenger RNA from Porites lobata, 2114 nucleotides. The record is from the annotation of a GenBank genome assembly. NCBI's taxonomy places the organism in Eukaryota, Metazoa, Cnidaria, Anthozoa, Scleractinia, Poritidae.
AUUAUUUCAAAGACCACCAAGGGGGACAGACAAGUGGAUUUGGAAUACGGCUUUCACGAUCUUUUCGUUUACUGUGAUCUUAUUCAGUCACAGUAUGUUGGCGAUGCACUGGUCCCUUUGCUUCGAAUUGUUCCCGUAGAAGGAGAGGACGGCCAGCGAGUUAGUAAAUCGUUUUUGCGCCCUCAAUAUGUACCUGUCAGCAGAAAGCAAUUUGAAACCAUUGAAGUCAAUAUAAAGCGAGACACAGGGGAAUCUGUGCCAUUUGAGUUUGGAAGAUUGUUGUUAACACUUCAUUUCCGUCAGAGUCAACCUCAGUACUUUUAAAAAAUGAAAAAACUCCACGCCCCAAAUCAUAAGCUUUACAAACAGUACUAUGUAGAUCAAGCCUAACAAAAAGGUGAGAAUCUACCCGCUUUUCAUGGAGCUCGAUUUCAGCGAGGGUAUGGCUUAGGUUCGAUAUUUAAAGGUCUCUUCCGCUGGGCGAUGCCUCACCUGCCACAAGGUGCUAAGGUGAUUGGAAGAAAAGCUUUACAAAUGGGUGUCAAUGUCGCCCAAGAUGUUCUUGAUGGAGAUAACAUUAAAACAGCAGUCCACAAGCGCACAAAACAAGCCCUCGGUCUACCAUCCCAGAAUGCAUUGCAGGGACAAUCAGGAGCUGGCAAAAAAUCUAUAAAAAGGAAAGUGCAAGGGACCAAAAUCAGUUCGCCUCUAGGCAAGAAAGCAAAAACAUCUCCGCAGCAAAAGAAGCCCGAAGAGAAAUAUUCUUUCUGGAAGUAACUAUGGCCUUUGUGCAUCACGAGUCACGCGAGUGUACUAAAUUAGAGCUGGAUCUUUUUACUAUUCCUGCUACACAAACCUCUAUUCACAAAGGGCAAUGGAUUGAAUAUCACCGUCUCAGCAACAUCACGGACACUGGUCCUAUUGAAUUUAACGUAUCUGGAACCGGAGAAGAAUAUUUAUAUUUAGCGCGUACACAACUUUAUGUGAAAGCUAAGAUCACAAAAGCAAACGGAACCGCGUUAGAUGCCGAUAUUCAAGUGGGUCCCGUAAACCUGUUUUUACAUUCUCUUUUUUCCCAAGUAGACGUUUCCUUGAAUGAGCGACUUAUAUCUGCAUCCACUAAUACUUACCCCUAUCGUGCCAUGAUCGAGUCUUUGGUGAACUACGGGGAAGAAGCUAAAACAAGUCAACUUUCUAUGGCCAUGUUUUACAAAGAUACUGCUGGAAAGAUGAAUGUAGUGAACCCCUUGGCUGCAGACGAUGAAGCAAACCUUGGAUUAAAGGCUCGUUAUGAGUUUAUCAAAGAGAGUCAUACGGUGGAUAUGAUGGGACCCAUUCACAGUGAUAUAUUCUUUCAAGACCGGUUGAUGCUCAAUGGAGUUAAUUUAAGAAUCGAACUAAACCGAGCCAAGAAUGUGUUUUGUCUUGUGUCCUCAGCAGCCGGAGCUAAUUUCAAAGUGGUUAUCACAGAAGCCAUCUUGUUUGUACGCAGAGUCAAGGUUGCCUCUUCUAUCAUUCUAGGCCAUGCAGCUGGGCUAAAACACGCCAGCGCCAAGUACCCCAUUCGCGGAAUCGACUGUAAAGUACUCUCUAUUCCAAGAGAAUUUAGUAGUUUUAACCCUGACAACAUCUUUUUGGGUCAAAUUCCCAAGCGCAUAGUAUUGGGAUUAGUGGACAUAGAGGCUUACAAUGGGAGUUACCGUACCAACCCCUUCAACUUCAAUCACCACAAUUUAACUCAAGUGGGUGUGUACGUGGACGGAGAACAAAUCCCCCGAAAACCUUUGUUCCUGAAGUUUGACGCCGCUGGUGGUCAAAAUGUGAUAGCCGGCUAUCAAAGUCUUUUCUCUGGUAUUGGAAAGCUUUCCCAGGAUACGGGCAAUCAGAUAAAUAGAAGUGAUUACGGCUCUGGUUACACCUUAUUCGCAUUUGAUUUGACCCCAGAUCACUGCCCGGGAGAUCAUUUUGAGCUUAUAAAACAAGGAAACCUGCGCUUGGAGCUUCAUUUCUCGGAAGCACUCGCCAACACGGUUAUCCUUAUCGUCUACGCUGAAUUUCAAAACGUGAUUGAGGUCGACGCAAACCGAAACGUUCUCUACGACUACACAAACUAG